AUGCAGCCUUACUAUGAAAAUGAAAUUCCCAAUAACACCCUUUACCAACAACCACAACUCACCAUUGAUGAUUCUGCCUCCUCCAUUCUUUCCACCCCUCAACUUACCUUAACACCAAACCACAUUCAUCACCCUAUUCUCCAACACUAUCAUCAUCACUCCCAUUCUCCACAGCACCGACAACAAUAUCAACAUUUUUAUCAACAUAAAUAUCAACCAUCACAACAACAACAAGAAACAUAUUCUUUGGGUGACACAGACACUAAUGUAAACGGUUACAUCGAAUGCGAGGAAGGAUCCACUGCGCGAUUAUCGUUUUGGAAAGCAUUCAACAACACAGUGAAAUAUGAUGCAACAGCAAAACAACAAGAGGAAAACCAAAACGAGACAUGUUUGGUUUCCGACAACAACUUCGGCGAGCUUGAAGCUGUGUACAAAAACGAACUUGGUCGGAAUCAAGACGAUUUGAAGAGAUUUGCAAGGAAGAAGAUGAGGAAGAAGAAAGUAGUGAAGGAAGAAUUGGAAAUGAUGAAUUCGUUUUUUAAGAGGUUGGUGAAACGUGUGGUUAAUCAUCAAGAGGUUCUUCAGAAUAAAUUGUUGGAGGUGAUUGAUAGAAUCGAGAGAAAACGAAUAGAGAGGGAAGAAAAUUGGAGGCGUGAAGAGAAUGAGUUGUAUGAAAGAGAAGCUAUUGUGAAAGCACGUGAGAGAGAUCUUGCUAAAAGAAGAGAGUCUUCCAUUGUUUCAAGCAUAGAGAAAAUUACUGGUAGAAAAUUCUUUUUUGUUUCUGAAAGCACUCAUCAAAAUUGA
Messenger RNA from Lathyrus sativus (Indian pea), 807 nucleotides. The record is from the annotation of a GenBank genome assembly. NCBI's taxonomy places the organism in Eukaryota, Viridiplantae, Streptophyta, Magnoliopsida, Fabales, Fabaceae.